This is a messenger RNA of Amoebophrya sp. A25, 168 nucleotides long. The record is from the annotation of a GenBank genome assembly. NCBI's taxonomy places the organism in Eukaryota, Dinophyceae, Syndiniales, Amoebophryaceae.
CACCGCGGUGAGCAUCUGGCGCGACGCCAGAAUAUACAUAUAUCGCAUGUCCCGGCAAAUAUAACCCGAAGCAGGAAUAUACACUAUAUGACUGGUGACGCAGCAUCGAGCAUUUUUCGCAAAGAUGGAACUGGAAUGGGAAUUCAUUGGAAUGGGAACUGGAGGGGU